UUGAACGUACGCAUCAACAAUGGAACGCCUCAAAAGGAUUCACUUCCCACUCUGCAUCCUCCUCUGCUUCGCUCUAUCUCAGGCUUCCUAUGCUCCCAUCGCCACCCCGCAACGCCAGACUUACAUAGUCCACGUGCGGCUGCCGGAGGGCAUCGCGGCGGACCAGCUGCAGGAGACCUUUUACAGAUCUUUCCUCUCUGCGGUGAAUCCUGAGCUGAAAUUCAUCCACGCGUACACCAAAGUCAUACAUGGCUUCUCCGUUGGGUUGUCGGAGCUUGAGCUGGCGGCCAUGUCGGCACUUCCUGGUUUUGUGCGUGCUUACCCCGACCGCACCUAUCAGUUGCAGACCACCCACACGCCGGAAUUCUUGGGGUUGCACCUCCGACAGGGACUGUGGAAUCAAUCCAACUUAGGCCGAGGCAUUAUCGUCGGACUCUUGGACACCGGCAUCUUCCCCGACCAUCCUUCUUUCGACGGUACUGGGAUGCCGCCGCCGCCCGCUAAGUGGAAGGGACGGUGCGACUUCAACGCGUCUAGCUGCAACAACAAGCUCAUCGGAGCCAGAGCAUUUAUUGGCGAAUCGCCGAAUGAGUCCCCGGUGGACGACGUGGGACACGGCACCCACACGGCUAGCACAGCCGCCGGAGCACCGGUGCCCGGCGCUGAAGUCCUAGGAAAUGCCUACGGCGUCGCCACUGGCAUGGCGCCCCUCGCGCACAUCGCCAUGUACAAAGUCUGCAGCGGCAUCGGUUGCGCCAGCAGUGAUAUAUUGGCCGGAAUGGACGCGGCGGUGUCCGACGGAGUCGACGUGCUCUCUCUUUCUCUCGGUGGUCCCUCGGUGCGAUUUGACGAGGACGCCAUCGCGGUGGGCGCCUUCGGGGCGAUCGACAAUGGGGUGUUCGUGAGCUGCGCGGCAGGCAAUUCGGGACCAGACCCGAGCUCACUCUCCAACGAGGCGCCGUGGAUCCUCACAGUCGCCGCCGGAACAAUGGACAGGGAGAUCAGGUCGACGGUGAAGCUCGGCAAUGGCCAAACAUUGAACGGAGAGUCCCUGUACCAGCCCAAGUCCUUCGCCCCCGAUCUCUACCCUCUGGUUGACGCCGGAGCAAGCGUUUUCCCACUCUCCCGCUACUGCGCCAGUAGCUUCUUCUUCGGCAUCGACGUCAAGGGAAAGAUCGUGCUGUGCGAAUCGGGAAUAGUCCCAAAUGUGCAAAAGGGGGUCUUCGUGAAGGACGCCGGCGGCAUCGGCAUGAUCGUCAUGAACCAAUUGUAUGAGGGCUACACUACAUUCCCUAACGCUCACGUGCUCCCGGCAUCCCAUGUCAGUUUCGCCGCCGGAGAUCAAAUCAGAGCCUACAUCAACUCCACCACCAACGCCACAGCGGCAUUCCUGUUCCAAGGCACCGUUCUCGGCACAUCCCCUGCUCCGGUCGUCUCAUUCUUCUCUUCAAGAGGCCCAAGCGCGGCUAGUCCCGGCAUUUUGAAACCGGACGUCAUCGGCCCCGGCGUCAACGUCUUGGCGGCCUGGCCAUCCAACUUAUCGCCGGCGCCGGCACAGGGCCCAGGAUUCAAUAUAAUAUCAGGGACUUCCAUGUCCACCCCUCAUCUCAGCGGCAUUGCCGCUCUCAUCAAAAGCGCCCACCCAGACUGGUCUCCUGCCGCCAUCAGAUCCGCCAUCAUGACGACCGCCAAUGUGUUGGACAAGGCCGGAAACCCGAUCCUGAACGAGCAACACCUCCCGGCCGAUCUUUUCUCAAUCGGCGCCGGCUAUGUCAACCCCAUCAAGGCCGGAAACCCUGGCCUAGUCUACGACAUUUCUCCCGACGACUACAUUUCCUACCUAUGCGGCUUGGGCUACACCGACGCCCAACUCAAUGUGAUAACGAGGAGAAACACUACCUGCCAAAGCGCCGGCAGCAUCCAAGAAAAGGACUUGAACUAUCCUUCCAUCUCAGUGGCGCUCAGCGCCAACGCAACCACGGUGACCCUGGAGCGAAGGCUCAAGAACGUGGGGGCGCCGUCGGCGACCUACAUGGCCGUGGUCGGCGCGCCGUCCGGAGUGAACGUGCGCGUGUACCCGUCGAUUCUGCGCUUCAACAGCCUGAACCAAGAGAUGAAGUUCAGUGUGACGUUGAAUAUGGCUGGUGGUGGAAGCGGCGGUGCGAGUGCAACGCAGGGCUACUUGAAGUGGAUUUCGAGUCAGCGGGAAGUGAGGAGUCCGAUCUCAGUGACCUACAAAAUGUAGGUGAUCAAGUACGUACUGUUCGUGGGCACAACAUUUUUCAUUUCGUUUCCAAUAAUUUGCAUCGAAAGAAUGCAAAGCGCUGUGUUCUUUGCAUACUUCCUGUUGGUCAUCUAAUUAAUCAUUUCUCCAAAUCCUUUCACUCAAAAUGCUCGUUCUAAUUCUAAUGGGAAUUAAUUAAAGUUGCUUGCUUGUUUGUUUCUUCGGA
Messenger RNA from Zingiber officinale, 2450 nucleotides. Its product is annotated as subtilisin-like protease 3. Gene Ontology annotation, biological process: proteolysis. Lineage: Eukaryota; Viridiplantae; Streptophyta; Magnoliopsida; Zingiberales; Zingiberaceae. Bases 20 to 2245 code for a protein of 741 amino acids. The transcript has a single exon. The record is from RefSeq and is a predicted model, not a curated record. Gene Ontology annotation, molecular function: serine-type endopeptidase activity.